AUGCCGCCGAAGAAUCGUAACAAUCGCAAUUCACACCCGCGACUCACGGCGCAUCAUCACGUCCCCUCGGACUACGACACCGACACAGCCUACGCAACCGAUGCCAUGACCUCUCUUCCCCAACCAGCGCCCAUCCCGGCACGCACCAACGAAGAACUGAACCUUAGCGUGCUGCAACGACACGAUCCCUCGGUUCACCAAAUCCUCUCUGUCGCGCCCUUCGCCGUCGUCUACACCUUCAAUCCCGCCUCGGAGAGCUGGGAGAAGCAAGGAACUGAAGGCACUUUAUUCGUCUGCUCGCUGCUACCGUUGGUGGGAGGCCCUCAGAUCGAGCGCUACAGCUGUAUCGUUUUGAAUCGCCGCGGUCUCGAAAACUUCUCUAGCGAACUGUUCUCCAGCGAGUCGGUCCAGGUGACGGAUGACUAUGUCAUCCUGCAGGUCGAAGGAGAAGACGGAAGUACAAACAUCUAUGGUCUAUGGAUCUUUGCCGAAGAAGGAGGAAGUACCGUACAGACAAGAGUGGUCAACGCUUUGAUCAUACAGGAAUGUGCCAAAAGAGCAGAGGAUAGCCGAGACGCCGCUGCUGUAGCAGACGUGGAGGAAGAGUAUGUAGAGGAGGAACUGCCGCCGUCUCAUCAGCAAGCACAACAGCCGCCGACGAUGCAGCAAGAUCAAGGCGGGCCAGACCCACACGAAUAUGAGUACGAUCAACAACCACAAGGUCAACAAGUCAGCUUAUUGCACCUCUUCAAGAACCAACAACAUCAAAGGCCUGCGCUAGCCUCCCCCUUCCAGUCCCAUGAUCAGCAGCAGUACUAUGCAAUGCAGCAACAGCAACAACAAAUGGAGCAACAGCGACUUGAUCAACAGCGGCAAUUGCAGCACGAGCAACAACAGCGUCAGCAGUUCGAGGCAAUGCAGCAACAACAGAUGAACCAGAUGAACGCGCAACAGCUCCAGCAAGCAUGGCAGAUGGCCCAACAUCAGCAACAAUUCGGUAAUCAUGUUCCCACACUUCCUGGCUUUGCGCUGUCUCAGCAGCACUUUCAACAGCAGCAACAACCUCCUCAAGCACAUCCUCAGACACAACCUCAAGCCCAGGCAGAUGUGUUGAUGAAUCUUUUCAACAACGCUAGACGUGGUUACUGA
Aureobasidium subglaciale EXF-2481 is the source of this 1149-nucleotide messenger RNA. RefSeq lists its product as uncharacterized. Gene Ontology annotation, cellular component: P-body. The record is from RefSeq and is a predicted model, not a curated record. NCBI's taxonomy places the organism in Eukaryota, Fungi, Ascomycota, Dothideomycetes, Dothideales, Saccotheciaceae. The transcript has a single exon. Gene Ontology annotation, biological process: positive regulation of catalytic activity; deadenylation-independent decapping of nuclear-transcribed mRNA; deadenylation-dependent decapping of nuclear-transcribed mRNA. Gene Ontology annotation, molecular function: mRNA binding; enzyme activator activity. The coding region runs from base 1 to 1149 and encodes 382 amino acids.